AUGAGCUUCUUCGGGUUCGGACAAACCGCGGACAUCGAAAUUGUAUUCGACGAUGCUGACAAACGUAAAGUUGCCGAAGUUAAAACGGACGAUGGUAAAAAAGAGAAACUGUUGCUUUAUUACGAUGGUGAAACUGUGUCGGGUAGGGUUAAUGUGACGCUGCGGAAACCAGGGUCGAAAUUAGAGCACCAAGGUAUCAAAGUUGAGCUUAUCGGUCAGAUAGAGUUGUUUUACGACAGAGGAAAUCAUCACGAAUUUAUAUCGUUGGUCAAGGAACUCGCCCGUCCCGGAGAUCUAUUGCAGCACACCUCCUAUCCAUUCGAUUUCGCGAACGUUGAGAAACCCUACGAGGUGUACACAGGAGCCAAUGUCAGAUUAAGGUACUUUUUACGAGCCACAAUAGUAAGACGUCUAACAGACAUCACGAAAGAGGUGGACAUAGCCGUACAUACGUUAUGUAGCUAUCCCGAUGUACUGAACUCAAUAAAAAUGGAAGUAGGCAUCGAAGAUUGUUUACACAUAGAAUUCGAGUACAACAAAUCAAAAUAUCACCUCAAAGACGUUAUUGUAGGUAAAAUUUAUUUCCUUCUCGUACGAAUUAAGAUUAAACACAUGGAGAUAUCUAUUAUAAAGAAAGAAACCACAGGUUCUGGACCUAACACUUUCACGGAGAAUGACACGGUUGCUAAGUAUGAAAUAAUGGAUGGAGCGCCAGUUAGAGGGGAAAGUAUACCUAUUAGAGUAUUUCUGGCUGGCUACGACCUAACGCCUACUAUGAGAGACAUAAACAACAAAUUCUCUGUAAGAUACUUUCUAAAUCUGGUCCUAAUGGAUACCGAAGAUCGUCGUUAUUUCAAACAACAGGAAGUAACUUUGUGGCGGAAAAGUGACAAAUCACGACUUCCGCUACACAAUCCGCAUCAUCCUCAGAACUUGACGAAUUCACAGCACUACCAACAGGCUGUUUCUAACGAAGAGAGCUUGGCAAGAGGUAUUUCCCCAUCGAUGCCACCGGAAAGUGUAUUACAAAGAUCUGUCUCACCUCCAAUGCCUAAUAUUGAUAAACAUAACGGCCCCUCACAAAUGGAACAAGAAGAACCGGAUGUUUUACCGAACAAACUAUCAAGCACUCACAUUGAUAAUGAGCCCGACGAAAUUGAACAGGAGAAGACAAGUGAAAAGCCUAAAGCCGAAAAGCCACUAGAUAAACCACAACUCGAAGAAGUCCAGGAAGUGAAUAACGCAGAGCAUAUCAAAGAAAAACCACAAAGUGCUAGCAAACCGCAAGUUUCAAUAAAACCAACGGUUUCAGAAAAACCUGUUAAAAUUGCUAUUGCCGAACCGGAAAAAAUUGCUAUUGCCGAGAAACCUUUAUUGGCUGAAAAGCCAGUAUUAGAAAAGCCCGCUUUAGCUGAGAAGCCAGUGCUCACACAGACGGAAAAAAACAACUUCCAAGAGGUCCGCUGUGAUCGCGUCUUCGAGGCUAUGCGUCAGUGCUGUCUGAAACAUAAACCGGUGUCAUUAGUUUGUGAAGGUUACCGCUUGGAGCCAAGGGUUUUUGCCCCAGUUACUGAUCGACCAGCUAAGAAGGAGUAA
Messenger RNA from Danaus chrysippus (African queen), 1596 nucleotides. Lineage: Eukaryota; Metazoa; Arthropoda; Insecta; Lepidoptera; Nymphalidae. The record is from the annotation of a GenBank genome assembly.